CCAGCGGAGAAACUGUCAAAACACGCAACCAAAUCAGCCAUCAUCGCAUCGCAACUCAGCAGCGCAGCAGAGCUAGUGAAAACUGAAAAGUCGAAAACGAAAAAAAAUUCAAUCGCCUCUCGAAUCGGACGGAAGAAAAAGGUGUGUGUUACGGACGGACGGGGCCAAAAAGCUCAUCGUCGGGUCGCGCGGAUCGAAGUGCAGUGCAGCGUUUUGUGGUGAAGUGAAACAUCGGAAUUAACAAAUUGAGGAAGAACAGUAAUAAUUUCUUGUGUGUCGGUCGGGUCGAAUCGUUGCGUACCCCCAUUGAUAUCCAUCCGUCUGGGUGGGGGAGGAAGUCGAUUGAGCAGCUAUAGCAAUAAUUAUUAUUGCUUCUUGGCUUAGUGGUGCCUCCGUGGCCAACGCGCACUGGAGUGUGGGAUUGUUCUUGGUGGUGAGGUCGAAAAUAUUUAGGCCACCAACUGUGUUAGUGGAGUGUCUCGGGGAGUGGGCCCCAUUGCUAGGGGAGGUGCCAAAGGAAUUCUCCAGACGGAAGACGCAGAAAAAGAGGUGACGACAGUGCUACUUUAGUGCUUUUGCUGGAAAUAGUGAGAGGGAAGCAGGGAAAGGGAACAACGAAAACGUCAGAAUCCGAUAAACUGCUUCUUCAGGUAUCGUCGUCGUCGUCGUCGUCGGCAGGCUGGAGGCGAGUCGCGGCUGGCGGAGGACAGGCAGCGAACAAUGUUGACAGAAUGGCCCACCAGGCAACAACCAGUUUACUGAGCUCGGGAAUCUCGCGCCGCAAUCCGGAGGACGAGUACGAGCUGAUCCACAAGAUUGGCUCCGGGACGUACGGCGAUGUGUACAAGGCCAAGAAGCUCCAAUCCAACGAACUAGCGGCCAUCAAGGUGAUCAAGCUCGAGCCGGGCGAUGACAUCCAGAUCAUCCAGCAGGAGAUUGUGAUGAUGCGCGACUGUCGCCAUCCGAACAUCAUCUCUUACUACGGGUCGUAUCUGCGGCACGACAAGCUAUGGAUCUGCAUGGAGUACUGCGGCGGUGGAAGUUUGCAGGACAUCUACCAGGUGACGGGCCCACUUACCGAGGUGCAGAUUGCGUACAUGUGCCGGGAGACGUUGCUCGGGUUGUCCUAUCUGCACUCGAUGGGUAAAAUCCAUCGGGACAUCAAGGGGGCAAACAUCCUGCUGACCGAGAAGGGCGACGUCAAGCUGGCGGAUUUCGGCGUGUCGGCCCAGAUUACGGCGACCAUCAACAAGCGGCGGAGUUUUAUCGGAACUCCCUAUUGGAUGGCGCCCGAGGUGGCUGCUGUGGAGCGAAAAGGUGGAUACAAUCACCUCUGUGAUAUCUGGGCCUGCGGAAUUACUGCUAUCGAGCUGGCCGAGCUGCAGCCGCCGAUGUUCGACCUGCACCCGAUGCGGGCCCUGUUCCUGAUGUCCAAGAGCGGGUUCAAACCACCCACGCUUAAGGACAAGGACCGGUGGAGUCCGAAUUUUCACUCGUUCCUCAAGGUGGCGCUAACGAAGAACCCCAAGAAACGACCGACGGCCGAACGGUUACUGCAGCAUGCCUUUUUCCAGUCGGAGAUGUCCAUCCGGUUGGCGAUGGAACUGCUGCAGAAGUACCACAGCCCGCAUCAAAGCUACUUCUACCAUGAGGAGGAAGAAGGGGCUGUUGCAAUUGGACCACAAAGAAUUACGAGCAAAAUGCAUUCCCCUAGUCCGGUGUAUAUGUGUAAACCAAUCAUGGAGAAUGAUCGAUCAUCUAGUCCUGAAACUCUACCUAGUGAUAUGAGUCUAUUGCAUUAUAUAGACGAGGAGUUAAAGUUAAGGCGAACGCUACCGCUAUCGAACAAUCCAAACGACUCGCUGACCGGUGGCGGCGAUUGUUCCUGCUCCGGGGACAACAGCUACGACAAUAACGGAGCACGGGACGAUUCCACGCUAAGCUACGCGGAUCUCGAUCUGAGCGCACGGUUUGAGAAGCUGAAUGCGGUAUGGCAUUUUUUUCUGGGAAAUACUUUGAGGAUGUGUGUUAUGAAAAGUUUUCUAUUUCAGCAGCAAAAUGGAACGAGUGACGAUGAUAGUCAGACUAAGCGGCGAUCGAUGGAUCAGUUGACGGGAUUGUUCAACGAUCUGGAGAAGUCUUCCAGACAGCGAAGUUUGAGCGACGGAGACGGUGGUAAUGAAAAUGAUACCCAACCGGAUCUGCUGAACAACACUCCUCCGGUGCCGCCGAAGCGGAGUCACCGCAGCCGGCGGCACACGCCUCCCCGGCCCGUCUCGAACGGACUGCCACCGACGCCAAAAGUUCACAUGGGUGCCUGCUUUUCCAAGAUCUUCAACGACUGUCCGCUGCACAUCCACUGUACGACGUCGUGGAUCCAUCCGGAGACCCGGGAUCAGCAUCUGCUGAUCGGUGCCGACGAGGGCAUCUUCAACCUGAACAUGAACGAACUGCACGACGCCGCCAUCGAGCAGCUGUACCCGCGGCGGACGGUUUGGCUGUACGUGAUCAAGGACAUCUUGAUGUCGCUGUCGGGGAAAACCUCGCAGCUGUACCGGCACGAUCUGCUGGCGCUACAUUCCAAGCAAACGCACCGCUUCUCGCUGCAUAUGAAGAAGAUUCCGGAGAAGCUGGUCCCGCGGAAGUUUGCCCUCACGACCAAAGUGCCGGACACCAAAGGUUGUACGCAGUGCUGCGUGACGCGGAAUCCCUACAACGGGUACAAGUAUUUGUGCGGUUCGCUGCCGAGUGGGAUCUUCCUGAUGCAGUGGUACGACCCGUUGAACAAGUUCAUGCUGCUCAAGCAGUGCGACUGGCCGUCCGGAAACCUGCAGUAUUACGGUGUGAACUCGAACGUGUUCGAGAUGAUCAUCACCCCGGAGCUGGAAUAUCCGAUCGUGUGCGUGAACGUGCGGAAGGGGCCGAACGAUAGCUUGAAGCUGGAUUUGAUCAACACCAACAACACUUCCAGUUGGUUCAAUUCCAACGCGGAAGAGAUGGACGGCAUGGCCACGGUGAUCAACCGAAGGGACACCUUACGACCAAUCAAAGUGCAUCAGAUCGAACGAGACGCAAUUCUAGUGUGUUACGAUAAUGUCGUACAAAUAGUCGAUGUUGUAGGAUUUCCCAAACAGAGCAAAAAGUAUAUUUCUCGGCUGGAGUUUAGUUUUAAUAUCGAUAGUAUAGUUUGUCUUACCGAUAGUGUGUUAGCGUUUCACAAAAAUGGCAUGCAGGGCAGAUCGCUACGAAAUGGUGAGAUUACCCAAGAGAUUACCGACAUCAGUCGGAUAUACGAGCUGAUCGGAAGUGAUAGCCGAAUUGUGAUGCUGCAGAGCCGUAUCCUGCGGCCGGCGGAAUCGAUGGAGGGAUCCAGCGAGGAGGGCCACGACCUGUAUUUGGUUGCCGGUCACGAGGCCAGUUACUAGGAAGCAGCAGAUUAUUUCAGUCAGGCAGGCAACACCAGCACCCAGCUGGAGGAAAAGGUACGUACCGUUACGCAACUAUAUAGGGUAACAAUACAAUUGCAGCGUGAAAACAAAAACUAGCAGAAUGUAUUUAGUAGAAAGUGAGCAAAAAAUUAUAAGAGUGACGGUGAAA
Molecule: messenger RNA, 3597 nt
Organism: Aedes albopictus (Asian tiger mosquito)
Lineage: Eukaryota; Metazoa; Arthropoda; Insecta; Diptera; Culicidae
Gene: hppy
Product: mitogen-activated protein kinase kinase kinase kinase 5
Exons: 14
Coding region: 732-3425 (897 amino acids)
Biological process (GO): intracellular signal transduction; protein phosphorylation
Cellular component (GO): cytoplasm
Molecular function (GO): ATP binding; MAP kinase kinase kinase kinase activity
Source: RefSeq, a predicted model, not a curated record